UCAACGGCUAAAUGAACCUUAAGAAGUUGAAACUCUUGCCUCCUCCUUCAAUCACAAAACCCCAUUCGAGAUCAGUGUGUCCUCUGAGUUGGCAGAUCUUAUUUCUUUGUCUUGCACUCUUCUUGGAGGGUGCUCAGGUGGGCACAGAGUGAAAGAUGAUGUAUGACACCAUACUCUCCAGGAGCUUCAGCAGGAGUGACCAGAAAAAGUUGGGUUAUGGAGCAGUCUUCUGUUGCUUGCUCAUUCUGUUCAGCAUUUUCACUGCUCUCAAACCUCACCUGGGACCUCUACCAGCUAUGACUUUGAGGUUGGCAGCUGGUGAUGGUCAUAAGAUGCUCUUGAUUGAAGAGAAAAGUGCAUCUCUGGAAGAAGAAGUUAAUACAGGUAAUGAUUCUGCCAUCAACUCCACAGUUCAGAAAAAUUUCACGAGGAAGAUGGAGCCUCUUUGCAAUGUCAUGGAUCCCAAGUCAGAUUAUUGUUCGAUCACCGGUGAUGUUAGAGUUCAAGGAAGCUCCUCCACUGUUUUCGUUGCGCCAUCUGAAAUGGUCACUCACAAUGAAUCGUGGACCAUAAGGCCUUAUGCACGCAAACGUGAUGAAACUGCGAUGAGUCCGAUUAGGAAAUGGUCAAUCUUACCGUCAGCCGUGGCCCGUCAGCCUAUCCCCAUUUGCACCGAACACCACAGCGUUCCGGGAGUCAUUUUCUCAACAGGAGGAUAUGCAGGAAACAAUUUUCACGCUUUCACCGACAUCAUCAUUCCGCUCUUCUUGACUAGUCGGCAUUUUGGAGGAGAAGUCAGGUUCCUGGUAACAAAUAGAAAUCCUUGGUGGGUUCAGAAGUUCAGCGCCAUACUAGAAAAUCUGUCGAAGUACGAAAUUAUCGACAUUGACAAUGCAGGAGAGAACACCCUUUGCUUCCCAAGAGUGAUUGUGGGGCUAAAGCAUCACAAGGAGAUGACAAUUGAUCCUUCGAGAUCUCCCUACUCUAUCAGCGACUUCAGGGCAUUCCUUAGGAGCGCCUACUCGCUAAAGAAGGAGAAUGCGAUCAAAUUACAGGACGGCGAGCUCAAAAGACGGCCUCGCCUCUUGAUCGUGUCAAGAAAGCGGUCGCGCUCCUUCACCAACAUUGCAGAAAUCAUGAGCGCAGCUGAGACCUUGGGGUACGAAGUGGUGGCUUCCGAGUUGGACUCCAACAUGUCAAGAACCCCGGAGAUCGUGAACUCCUGCGACGUGAUGAUGGGAGUUCACGGAGCCGGCCUCACAAACCUGGUUUUCCUCCCGGAAAACGCAGUCCUCAUUCAGAUACUCCCCAUAGGGAGAUUUGAGUGGCAUGCCAAGGUUUGCUUUGGUGAUCCUGCAAAGCAUAUGAAUAUCAACUACUUGGAGUAUAACAUAAGGGAGAAGGAGAGCAGUCUCAUACAAGAGUUCCCACUUGAUCACGUGGUUUUCAAGGACCCAGUUGCAUUCCACAAGCAUAAUUGGAAUUUGUUCAAGUCAAGGUACUUGGACAAGCAGAAUGUACAGCUUGAUGUGAAUAGGUUCAGACAGACAUUGGCGACAGCCUUGGAGCUUUUGCGUUGAGUAAAAAACAAAUUUUCUUUUUUUUCGUCUAUUCAUAGGAAGUGGCUCCUUUUAUUUUUCUUGUUGGGCGCAAGAAAAAGAAAGCGUUUAGUGUCCAUAAAUGUCCGUGAUGCUUUUCAAUUUUCAUGCUGAUUACAGAGGUUGGUCCACCAGACCCUAACUCUGUCUAGGGGAUUGAAUUCAAGUCAGCAACUUUGUUACUCA
This is a messenger RNA of Rhodamnia argentea, 1784 nucleotides long. RefSeq names its product beta-1,2-xylosyltransferase XYXT1-like. The transcript has 3 exons. Lineage: Eukaryota; Viridiplantae; Streptophyta; Magnoliopsida; Myrtales; Myrtaceae. Gene Ontology annotation, molecular function: glycosyltransferase activity. The coding region runs from base 156 to 1580 and encodes 474 amino acids. The record is from RefSeq and is a predicted model, not a curated record.